Melampsora larici-populina 98AG31 is the source of this 795-nucleotide messenger RNA. RefSeq lists its product as uncharacterized. Bases 1 to 795 code for a protein of 264 amino acids. NCBI's taxonomy places the organism in Eukaryota, Fungi, Basidiomycota, Pucciniomycetes, Pucciniales, Melampsoraceae. The transcript is spliced from 2 exons. The record is from RefSeq and is a predicted model, not a curated record.
AUGACGUCACCAUUACUCAUGACUAUGUUCGCCGAGGUUCAAGACAUUUACGCUCGCUUAAAAACUAUUGCAAGACCCGAUGGACCAGAAACCAUGGAGUUUUAUGUUGAGGCACUUCUCUCACUUUCCACCGAGGUCAUUCAUCCUACAAUAAAUGAUGUGAAGCCUCAGUCCCCUGGCGGCGCGCAUAUCGACCCUCUCUUGCUUUCAGACAUCGCACCCCCGACAGUCGUAGGUUCACAGUCAGAGGACUCAAAGGAUGAUGAAGUCAUGGUGUUGGAAAAGUCUGACACCCAAGAUGCUGGCCAAGGCAGUCAAACAAAUCCUAGCUCGAUAGUCAGCCACUCGAAGCCUACAAUCUCACUCUCCGAUCAUGCAAGCAAGAUGGAUAACUCAUCUUUUGCAAUCGAAACCCAAGCUGAGGCUAUCUCAGAUACUCUUCUACAAGUGAACACCAAUAAUUUACAAAAAAGAAAAUUCACUUCAACCAUACCUGACCUUAAAGAUAAGAAAAACUCAAAGCAGAAAACAAGCAAUUCACCACCAAAGCUACCUUGCUGUUCUCAACAUUCAACUUCAAAUUCGAUUUCCCAAGAUCUGAUCAAAGAUGAACGCGCUUCGUUAAGUCCACCAUCGAAAUUGAAACUACAGAUUUGUUUUGCUAAUCAAAUAAAGUAUGGUACGAGAACACCGGAUGAACUAGAUUUUAAAGAGAACCUUAUCUGUGGUGGUUCCUUGGGACCGGUUGUAAAUGAUGAAACUCAUAGGAAUUUAAUCGAAGACAAAUCUUCAUAG